Molecule: messenger RNA, 201 nt
Organism: Perkinsus marinus ATCC 50983
Lineage: Eukaryota; Perkinsozoa; Perkinsida; Perkinsidae
Product: clathrin coat assembly protein ap-1, putative
Exons: 2
Biological process (GO): vesicle-mediated transport
Cellular component (GO): cytoplasmic vesicle
Source: RefSeq, a predicted model, not a curated record
AUCGAUAGCUAACUCGGUUGAGAUUCACGUUCCUGUGCCCGGGGAUGUCGACACUCCGCAAUGCAAGGCUAGCACAGGUUCGGUGAAAUAUCAUCCGGAGAAGGACUGUGUGAUAUGGUCGAUUAAACAGUUCCCUGGUCAGAAGGAUUACAUUAUGACGUCGAAUUUCGGCCUUCCUAGUGUUUCUAUGGAAGCUGCCAG